Messenger RNA from Brienomyrus brachyistius, 2584 nucleotides. It is a transcript of the gene tmem26b, whose product is annotated as transmembrane protein 26b. The record is from RefSeq and is a predicted model, not a curated record. NCBI's taxonomy places the organism in Eukaryota, Metazoa, Chordata, Actinopteri, Osteoglossiformes, Mormyridae. The transcript is spliced from 6 exons. The coding region runs from base 127 to 999 and encodes 290 amino acids.
CAGCGGCUGUAAUGAGGGGGUGGGGCAGACAGCUCUUACGUCAGGCUUAAAGUAUACAAAUACAGCCCAUUUAAGAACAAUUUUGAAGCCAUUGUAUACUGGUUUAUUAAACACAUUACAUUAAAAAUGGCAGUACUUAAGUUUCUAUGUGCAGUUAUUAUUAGAUCACUAUUCAUUCUCAUUUCACUUAUCGCAGUAUGGAGAGUUACAUUGGUUAAACAAAGUGACCAGUAUUGGUUACUGAUCAUUCUCUGCUUGCCACUUAUUUUAGAAAUCAUUGUAACUUUGAAGAGAAGAACGGGAAUGGAUUAUACGUGGUUCUCGCCAGCUAUCUUGCUGUUUCUCAUCUGCAUCAUACCGUCUAUGUGGAUUUUGGAAAUACACCAUUAUAGUGACAAAUCAAAUGCACAUCAGUGCAAAAAGCUGGACAAUCUUUCCCACAAUGCUACACGUGUUAACAGCAUCACUGAAGCACUGAACGCUGUGUGCCCCAAAGACUGGAUCCUGGCACUGCACCAAAUCGUGAUCAUCCUGUUGAUCGUCGGAAAGCACCUGAUGCCCAUCGGGGUGAAGGUCACCAAGGACGAGCUUUCCCAGCUCCUGCUCAUUUUCAUGGGCACGGCCACUGACAUCCUGGAGUUUACCAGCGAGACCAUUUCUGAUGUCACGGAGAAUAAACCUCAGCUUGUGUACAUCAUUCUCGGCAUCUGGACGUGGAGCAUGCUGCAGUUCCCGAUCCAUCUCUCAGUGGUAAACCCAAAGACUGAAGAGGCGUCUGAGAAUGUCUCAUUCCUCAGGAGGCACCAGACUGCACUAUGGAAUAUCGUGGAAAGUCUCCUCAUUCAGGACGGCCCCUUCCUAUUGGUCCGAAUUGUAGUAAUGGUCCACUUCAACAUUGCUCUCCAAAUGCUCUUUUAUACCAUUAAGAACUUCUUAGUCGUGAUACUGAAUUUUUACCGUCUAUACGUCAUCUUCCUGGCUUACAAGCAACGCAAAUAAGUGAGUAUUUCUUGAGUCAUUCUUCCGGCUCACAAUUCAAAGGGUAGGCUCAAUUAGGAAGAUUCCAAGAUAAGUGGAUUCGUGCAAGUAAGAAUGAUGUUGCUGUGUGACUCACUAAUGGCUGUAUUUGUAAGCAGUUUAAACAAACAAAUAUGGAAGACACAAACUGAAAUGGUCACAAGUGAUUUCUAUUACUUUUAACCCAAAAUUGGUGCCAUUCAAAAACAAUGGUAAUUCAGUUACUGAUUUCAAUUUAUGUGUGUUAUUCACAUUUAUGGGCUGUCCCUAUUUCAUUUAUAAAAGUAACAAAGUAUUACAUGCACAGAAUCCUCUUAAAAAUAUCUUUAAGACACGUUUUUUAACUUUGAUGUGUACUGACAUUUGUUCAUACGAAUCUGAUUACAUUGUAUGACUCGAUAUGAGGACAGCAGAGUUUACAGUUAAUUUGGUGGCUGUUUAUUUUACAUGUAUUUGUUUCAAUUGUGGCUCUUCUUUAUCCAAAUAGAGUAAAUUUCACAGCUGGAUGUUUUACCAGCGGGGGCGGCAUGGUGGUGCAGUGGUUAGCACUGUCGCCUCACACCUCUGGGACCCGGGUUCGAGUCUCCGUCUGGGUCACAUCUGUGUGGAGUUUGCAUGUUCUCCCCAUGUCAUUGUGGGGUUUCCCCCCACAGUCCAAAAACAUGCUGAGGCUAAUUGGAGUUACUAAAUUGCCUGUAGGUGUGCGUGCGUGUGUGAGUGAAUGGUGUGUGAGUGUGCCCUGCGAUGGGCUGGCCCCCCAUCCUGGGCUGUUCCGUGCCCAUUGCUUCCAGGAUAGGCUCCGGACCCCCCGCAACCCAGUAGGAUAAGCGGUUUGGAAAAUGGAUGGAUGGAUGUUUUACCAGUUGAUUGUAUGUUAAGAAAUGUCACUUAGGGUUUAGACGACAAGGUCCCAUCCUGGAAUAUGAAGAGGCAAUAUUCAGGUUGGAAGAUUAUGUCUUUAACCAAUAUGCUGCCUGCUAAGACUGGUGCUCUGGCGGUUCUCCACCUAACAACUCUCAGCUUAGGAGGGUAAUGGUGUGUGAUUUGUGUUAUUUUCCCUAUAUAUAACUAUACGUGGUAAAAGCUGCAGAAGUGUGACACAUUUUGCUCGAUGUGACUCACUAAUGCAAGCCAUAUAGCCACAUCAGUAACUAUCCAGAAGGGUUGCUCUUAUUCCAGCCCUUCUCGGAAAACUCUUGUGCAGCAAAAUAACUGUAGUUUUUGGAAAAAAAAAGCUUCCGAAUAUGAGUAACACCAAGAAAAGAAUCCUACACAUACAAACUUCUGACACACUAAUGUGCCAACUCUACUAGGAGCAAUCAAUGGUGAAACACAAAUCCCAGUCUCACUCCGAUGGCUGAAACCUCAAUUGCAUCACCAAAUAAGCUGAAACUUCCUUAGGUCAUAUCUGUGUCUACCACUGACAACUAUGUUAGGAUUUACUUACGUAAUGAUUGGUGGAAAAAUGUGUUCAAAGACUUCAUGACUUCUGCACUGCUCAGAAUAAACCUGACUAUUAUAUAUUGUAUAAUGUCAUGAUCAUACCAAUACAUGAAAGUGUAAAAUG